Messenger RNA from Bombus impatiens (common eastern bumble bee), 605 nucleotides. RefSeq names its product protein lin-52 homolog (gene lin-52). The transcript has 4 exons. The coding region runs from base 33 to 464 and encodes 143 amino acids. The record is from RefSeq and is a predicted model, not a curated record. Gene Ontology annotation, biological process: regulation of DNA-templated transcription. NCBI's taxonomy places the organism in Eukaryota, Metazoa, Arthropoda, Insecta, Hymenoptera, Apidae. Gene Ontology annotation, cellular component: DRM complex.
AAUUUGAACGAAGGUUAGGUAACACGAAUCCAAUGAACAUAAUGACUACAGAAGAUCCAACGGACCAAUCAGAUCUAAUUUGUGUAGAAGAAAGCCUUAUGAGUUUAGAGAAACUAGAUAGAGCAUCGCCUGACCUAUGGCCUGAGCAAAGUAAGUAUAUUCUAUACAAUUCUAUAGCCUACUCUGGACAAGAAUUACGAUAUAUCAUAUAUAUAUUAACAAUUAAUGAAGUUCCAGGUGUAAAUGAAUUCGUAGCGCAAAAUUCACCUCAAACAGAACCGUCAUCUUGGGCUGCUGGUCUCACACCUGAUGAUAUAAAUCAAUUACAUCAACUCGGAAAUUUAUCAAUGGGUGGUUUAAUAUCUGAAGUGAAAAAGUUACACGAUAUGGCGUAUCAAUUGGGAUUGGAAGAGGCGAAGGAGAUGACCCGUGGAAAAUAUUUAAACAUUUUCAAGCAUAAAUAACAGAAUUUUGUCCAAAGAAAUUAUAUGUAAGAAAGCGAAUCCAUCUUGUGUAUUUCUGUAUAUUCACGAAGACUGAGGGGAAGUUGUUGGUCAUGCUGCAGUCGGAACCGUACGAUAAAAUGCCUAACUAAAAAUGAUAUA